Molecule: messenger RNA, 285 nt
Organism: Clonostachys solani
Lineage: Eukaryota; Fungi; Ascomycota; Sordariomycetes; Hypocreales; Bionectriaceae
Source: the annotation of a GenBank genome assembly
AUGGGGACGAUGGGGACGCAGGUUUGCACACAAACCCUGGAGACAGAUGGCAGAGCAGGGCCUGCUAAGCUCUUCCUGGAAAAGGGGGACGCCGUGAAUGCACGACCAACGCGAUGGGCAAACAACGCUACAGCAGCUGGCUUCUGCGGCACGGGGGCGGCUCCUAACCUAUCCAACCACGGCAAUGUGGAGAUGGUUCGUUCGAGAAAGCAGGGAGCUCCAGAAAGGCGUAAGACCCCCUCCCCUUGGAAGGGCAGCAAUUGGGUCUUCCCCGUUCAGUACUAA